Messenger RNA from Cladocopium goreaui, 2429 nucleotides. Lineage: Eukaryota; Dinophyceae; Suessiales; Symbiodiniaceae. The record is from the annotation of a GenBank genome assembly.
CCGUGCCCAAAAAAUCUACGCCUCGACCCUCGACCUCACCAUGCCGCCCGGACGCGAGCGAGCGCCGUCCUCGAAGGCCAAGGAAAAACAGGAGUCGCCAACAGCCUUCACCAGCUUUCCAGACUUCUCGCGCAUCAACGAUGAAUGCUUCAACGGAGUCAAAGAAGACACCUUUUCAACACCGCGCCCGACCAGUGGCGGAAAUCGAAAUGGCGGCCUUGGCUUAGGCACCGAGAAACGCUGGGGUGUGGUGGACAACGUCUCCAUCAAGGAUUUGUUGUGGGUCUGUGACCAAACCUUUGCCAAGACUGCGCGACAAAUUUGUUCUGAGGUGCUCCAAAGUGUGCAAGGAGAAUUUGAAGCUGCCAAGGCUCAAAUGAGGCAUGACGUGGUGCAGCCCAUCACUGCGUUGACCAAUGCCCUUGACCGACUUCCCUCGAGGCUGGACGGACCUAUUAAGCGCAUCAUCGAGGCUGAGGUGAUGCCAUCCCUGGUGUCUUUCGGUCAGAGCGUGAAGCGUAUGGACGAGGAACUGAAGGCCAGCUUUGGGCAAGUGGAGAAACAAAGUGUUCAAGUGGAAGAGCUGCAGAGGCGCUCAGUGAAGGCUUGCGAACAGCUGCUGAACCACUUUGCGGAGAAUACCCAGGACCAAUUGGCUCAGAUGCGGCAGAUGCAGUCCCAGCUGCUGGAUGGCAAGAAAAGCACCGCGGGAGAUCUUCAUCAACUGCUGCAGGCCAAUCAUGACCUUCAUGGUGUCAUCGAGCAGAAGGUGGAUGCAUUGCUCUGGAAACAUACCAAGGAAUAUGCUGUGAAAGUUGAUUUCGGACAGAUGCCCAAGGCCCGAGCCGAGGAAGACAUGGCAGCGAUUUCAGCAGUCACAGAAGUGAUGCACAAGGUGGACGUGACGUUGGCGGACUUUGAUGAGAAGAUGCAGGGCUGGCUGGUUGAGAGCAUGCAAGCCUAUAAGGUCAGCCCUGCGGAGAACGUGGCCCGCGCCGUGGAGAGUCAGAACGUCGGGGUGCAGUGCGAAGGCACUCAGGCCAUGGAAGCGGCGGUUCAGACGGCGGGCGAGACAUCUACAAGGAAGAAGAGGCCACGGCCCACGCGCAUCACCAUGCGUCAGUCGCGUGUCUCAGUGAUGGAGGUCAAAGACAAAGUCGCCAAGAGAGGUGUGCCAGUCUUCGCGGAUGAAAGGGAGAUGAAGCGAAACGUGCGGCAGGCCAUGAUGAAGACACGCUACAACGUCCACGACCUAUACCAUAAAACCGGGUGUGCUCAACGAGUGGCGCGUCAUCCCUACUUCGAAAAUGCGGUGCUGGGGGUCAUCUUCCUCAAUGCCAUUUGGUUGUCCAUCGACAUCGAUAACAACUCUGCGGCCGUUCUGGUGGAUGCCUCGCCCAUUUUCAUUGUGAUGGAGAACAUGUUCUGUUUAUUCUUCACUGGCGAACUGCUGAUCCGUUUCUUCGCCUUUGCCAGAAAAAGAGAUUGCUGCAAAGAUUUCUGGUUUGUUUUCGACUGCGUUGUGAACAUCUACAUGGUCGGUGAGACGUGGAUCCUGUCCUUGAUCCUGCUGCUCAGCGAUGUGACCACCACAGAGGCAGUUUUUGAUGCAUCGGCCCUGCGCAUUAUCCGCAUGGUGAAGAUUUUGCGCUUGUCGCGCAUGGCCAAGCUCUUGCGGGCCAUCCCGGAGUUGAGCAUUGUCAUCAAAGCCAUCGGCGCGGCGGGACGCUCCAUGUUGGUGAUCGCAGUGUUUUGUUUGAUGGUGGUCUAUGUCUUUGCCUUAACCCUGAAGCAGAUAACCCUCAUAGUAAACACAGAUCCUUCCAACGCCGUUGUUGCGAGAAAUUUCGACUCUGUCCUUUCAGCCAUGAACACCCUGUUGCUGCGAAGUCUCUUUUCUGACAGCGCAGAACUGGUGACAGAUCUGUCCAGCUGGCAUCCGGUCUUCUGGCCCUGCAUCAUGCUCUUUGUGCUGAUCACUUCGGUCACCAUGAUGUACAUGCUGAUGGGUGUCAUGGUGAACGUCAUCGACAUCGUGGCUGCCUCGGAACGCGAGGGCCUGGCAGUGUCCACGGUGGCGCUGAACCUGCGACAGGUCAUGAAGCGAAUGGGCAUCAGCACCGAAGGUCCCAUCUCCAAAGCGGCGAUCAACGAGUUGCUGCUUGAAGCGGAGGUGGUGAAUUUCCUGUACGGUGUGGACGUGGACGUUGUCUCCUUGGUUGAGAUGAUCGAUCAGGUUUACGAAGAUAUCUUGGAACGCGAGGGCCGGCCACUGGAGUUUGGAGACCUGGUUGAGACGAUCAUGAAUUUGCGCGGGAGCAACCCCGCAACCGUGCAGGAUUUGAAGGCCUCCAUUCGGGCGGUGAAAAUGGCCAUGAGCAUCGAGAUGGACUUGUUGCGGCAAAGCUUACAUGGCCAACUUCACUCGA